Geodia barretti is the source of this 516-nucleotide messenger RNA. NCBI's taxonomy places the organism in Eukaryota, Metazoa, Porifera, Demospongiae, Tetractinellida, Geodiidae. The record is from the annotation of a GenBank genome assembly.
UCGCCGACAACCCAAGGCCAGCUAGGUCCCCUGUUUGACCUGAACGUCAGGGACUAUGUGAGACUCUUAGUCUGCACCGGCUGCGGGUUCGUCUUUGGAAUAGCUGCCGAAAAAGCGAGAGUUCACGUGCCCUCCGUCAUCCAGCAGCAGAUGCUGUUUGCUCAAAACUCGAUGUUGAAGGCAUUCCUCGCGGCGGUCACCUCUUCUGUUGCCAUGUUCUCGAUCCUCUACCUGCUACCUUCUACUCGUGGACUCUUUCAUCAGGUGAGGGUGGAGUUUGGUGGGUGUGUCAGUGCCAAGAGAGUGGUUGCAUUUGCCACUGGAGGUGUCAUUCUGGGCAUGGGCAUGACCGUCUCUGGAGCUUGUCCAGGAAUGGUUGUGGUACAGGUUGGCUCUGGACAGGAGAAAGGAAUGGUAACUCUGCUGGGGUGUUUCACUGGAGCUCUGGUGUACGGAGUGGUGGAGCCAGUUCUGAGGCGACACAUCACCAACAAGUCACGUUCUCACUUGCUCAAG